AACCAAAAUAAACACAAUCCCCGCUCAUCCUGUUCGCCCCCGCGCUGACUUUUAACACAAAUUUUAACGAUUCUCUCUUAAACGCUCGCGUCGCGUCCAAAUCCCGCGCUGACCAACGAUUGUCGUUUCUUUUGCCGAUUCUCAACGGAAGGUCAGUUGUUGUUAUUGGGGCAGCAGUAGCAGCAGCCAGCUAGCUAAGUAGCCACCCGCAACGUCUUUCUCGUGUCAAGCCUGCUAACACAACACAAGCUCGGCCACCGUAGUUACCAUCCCCGAGCUACGACGCGCAAACUCCCUGCCACAAUUCCACGCGUGUUCUUAACGUUCACACCACCUCGAAGCCAAUAUCCCGGCCGCAAUGCUAACCCGGCGAUCCCCAUUGGCACCAACGUUAUUACGCUGCCUUUGUUAUACAGAGGUCGCUAUAACGUAAUUGUGCUUAUGACAGUCUCGUGUGACUUUACAAGAAACGUGAUGGACGUCCAGUUAAAAGCUGCUGGACAAAGAUGGGCAACCUACGGCUCGUGGGCCUCGGAAGAGAGCUGAAAACAAAUACCACACCCAGGGGAGCUGUUAUUAAAGCCCCUCCAAAUAGUCAGUGUGGCUCCCAUUACAUCAGGGGCCCGCCCUUGGGAGUGUUGCCGAGGACUAGAUCCCAGUCCCCCAUGCGUCCUGAAUGCCUGUGGACGGUGCACUGUGCGCGCUGGUGUGUCUCUGCGCGCUGUUCUGUCUGUACUUGGUGUGGGCGCUGCGGGGUCUGCUGGCCGCUCACCGGCCCUUUGCCCUGUUGCCCGGCCAGCACAAGUUGAAGUCGUCGCAGAGGGACAAGGUGCGGCAGUUCAUGUCCUUCACGCAAGCGGGUGAGAAGACAGCUGUCUACUGCCUCACGCAGAAUGACUGGAAGCUGGAGGUGGCCACGGACAAUUACUUCCAGAACCCCGACCUCUACUGCAAGGAGUCCAUGAAGUCGUCCGUUGACCGCAAGAAGCUGGAGCAACUCUUCAACCGCUACAAAGAUCCUCAGGAUGAGAACAAGAUCGGCAUCGAGGGCAUCCAGCAGUUUUGCGACGACUUGGUGUUGGAUCCGGCCAGCAUCAGCGUUCUGGUGGUGGCGUGGAAGUUUCGUGCCGCCACCCAGUGCGAGUUCUCCAAGAAGGAGUUCCUGGAUGGCAUGACAGAGCUCGGGUGCGACAGCCCCGACAAGCUCAAGGCCCUUUUGCCAAGACUGGAGCAGGAGCUGAAAGACAGCGACAAGUUCAAGGACUUCUACCAGUUUACCUUCAACUUUGCCAAAAAUCCUGGACAGAAGGGUUUAGACUUGGAGAUGGCUGUAGCUUACUGGAAUUUGGUUCUGCUAGGAAGAUUUAAGUUCCUCGACCUUUGGAAUAGAUUUCUUUUGGAGCAUCAUAAACGCUCUAUCCCAAAAGACACUUGGAACUUGCUGUUGGACUUUGGUAACAUGAUCUCGGAUGAUUUGUCCAACUACGACGAGGAGGGAGCUUGGCCAGUGCUUAUAGACGAUUUUGUGGAAUUCGCCCGACCCAUCGUAACAGGAACAAAACGUAAAACUCUCUAAAAGACAAAGAACGGGGAAGGAGAAUAUUUCUUCAUAGGUUUUCUUUUUGAAGGAGGAGGAUUAGUUUUUUUUUUUUUUUUUCAUUUAAACAAUGGUGGCCAACAGCAGCACUUGGAGGAAAGUGCAGAGGGAAGGACAUUGCCGGAAUGAUCCGUGCUCCUCGUGAUCCUCGGAAUCUUGCGAGUGCACUCCGCUCCAGGACGGACACUGACGCAGCGCCGAGACGAGCGUAAAUGGACCGGAAAAGAAAAGACAAAGGAGUGCUCAUGACACCAGCACCACAAAUUGACCGUACAUACUGUAUUUACAAAAGAGAAUUAUAUGAAGAAUAAUAUAAUUGUGAUCCUGUUUAUAAAUCAUUCUUUUAUGUACACUUCAAAGAUGUCUCAUGGAUUUGAUAUGAUCUGUCCGUGCAAUGCGUCGCCUUCAAGCUGCGAUCGGCGGCGUCUCCGUUGGGACUUGAUGUGAUCUGUCCACACAAACAAAAAAACACAGAUUUGCUUUCUUUUAAAUUCCUUUCACCAAGGAAAGUUUUGUAGUAACCACUUGGAAAGUUUGCAAUAGGGAUGGGCUUUCAGAAAUGAUUAACCAUCUCUUGAAUUGAUUUGUUGAUUCACUCUAGUUUGCAGUUACAAACAUUCAAGAUGAAUCGAAUAAUUGAACCCGAGGCAUUGUUACUUGUUGGGGAGCGCUGCAGCAGUUUUGAGUUAUUCUGAAGCUACACCGCUAAAUAAAUAAUAAACCAGCCUUACUAUUACAAUUGAUAUCUUUCUGUUCAAUAGUGUUACAGGUAGAGACAUGAACAUUCAUGUAAGUACAGUAUAUUGUUCCAUUUCAAGAUCAAUAAAAGCAUGAGUUUUUUUC
Molecule: messenger RNA, 2440 nt
Organism: Syngnathus typhle (broad-nosed pipefish)
Lineage: Eukaryota; Metazoa; Chordata; Actinopteri; Syngnathiformes; Syngnathidae
Product: DCN1-like protein 1
Exons: 6
Coding region: 677-1576 (299 amino acids)
Biological process (GO): positive regulation of ubiquitin-protein transferase activity; protein neddylation
Cellular component (GO): ubiquitin ligase complex
Molecular function (GO): cullin family protein binding; ubiquitin-like protein binding; ubiquitin conjugating enzyme binding
Source: RefSeq, a predicted model, not a curated record